AUGCUUUCAUUCGGCUUGACUGUUCGAGCUCGUUACGCGAAUGCUGACGCAAUGAAGCAAUUUCCGACAUCUAAAACUGUUACUGUUUACCAAUCGCCGUCUGAGUCAUCACUGCACUUAACGAAGUUUGAGCAUCGCGCCGUCAUCAAAUUCCUCGUUAAAAAGGGGAAAACAGCAAAAGACAUUUUUGAAAAAACUUCUAGUGUAUACGGAGAAUCUGGACCGUCGUCAGCCACGGUUAAACGAUGGACACGCCUAUUCCAACAAGGCAGAGAGACUCUGGAAGAUGACCCCCGCUCGGGUCGGCCGAACACCGCAGUCAACGAUGAAAACAUCGAAAAAGUAAAAAAAAUUGUACUGGACGAUCGCCAAAUAAAAUUGUGGCAGAUAGCAGAAGAGCUUGGCUUUAGUAAAGAACGAGUUGGAGAUAUUAUGCACGAUCAUUUGCAUAUGAAUAAAGUCAGUGCACAUUGGGUGCCAAAAAUGCUCACGCCACUUGACAAGCAGCGGCGCGUUGAAACUUCUGAAGAGUUUUUAGAGUUGUGCAAGGAUAAUUUGGAAGAAAUUUGCACUCGUAUUAUCACCGUUGAUGAAACGUGGAUCCGACAAUAUGACCCAGAAUCAAAACAGGAGUCAAUGCAGUAG
Melitaea cinxia (Glanville fritillary) is the source of this 645-nucleotide messenger RNA. Its product is annotated as protein GVQW3-like. The transcript is spliced from 2 exons. Gene Ontology annotation, molecular function: nucleic acid binding. The record is from RefSeq and is a predicted model, not a curated record. NCBI's taxonomy places the organism in Eukaryota, Metazoa, Arthropoda, Insecta, Lepidoptera, Nymphalidae. Bases 1 to 645 code for a protein of 214 amino acids.